AUGCAUCGACUAAAUGAAGUUGUUUUUCUUCUACUAUUAUUCAUCUCUCAAUAUCAAGCACAAGAUCCAACCACACCUGGUGACUGGAAUGGCGAUUCAAAUUUAUGUACAGUUAAUCCAACAACUACACCUUCAUCAUUACCUGCACCACCAAUACCUAGAUUUCCAAAUCAAGCUGAAUUCGCUCUAGAACGUGUCGAAGUUAAGCAUAUACAAAAUAUAACACUACCCAGUGAAAUAACUACGCUUGAAUAUCUUUAUGAUUACAAUGCUAAUCAAUUAAUUAUAGUUAAAAAUAGAAAUGGCAUUAUUGAUGUUGAAUAUUUUUACUAUGGUAUCAUGAAGAAAUCAACUUAUUAUGGAGGAGAUUUUUGUGUUGUAACGAAUAUUCCAACAGGAAAUGAUAUGGAUGGUGCAUCGCCAAUACAAUUACCAGAUGGUACAUGGCAUAUUCGUCCGUUGAAUGAAUUUCUUUUAUUUUCAAGUGAUAAUCCAAAUCGACGAGUUACACCAAUAUAUCUCGGCACAGAUACAGUACGUGGAAUUCCAGUUCAUAAAUGGCAAAGUUGUUACAUCGAUAGGGCACAAUAUAGAACAGUACGACGUAUUUGGACAUUUGCUCAAGAAGGAUUUACUAUGCCAGGUGUGGUUAAUAAUUUAUUUUCUGUUCCUGUUCAAGCACUGAUUAGUGCUUCAGUUGUGUUCCCAAAUGGCACACAAUUAGCUGAAUUUGAUGAAGAAUUUAAUAUAUAUACAUUUCGACCAGGUAUUAUGGAAUCUAAUGAUGCAUUAUCACCACCAAAAGGUGUUUUUUGUGCAAGUGGUCCAGGCCAAAAUUUAAUAUCACUUAAAGAUGCUGGUGUUAGCUGGCCAAAUCAUUUUAGUGUUCGUGUUGACACUUCAACAUCACGUUCAUCACGAUGGGAACGAUUUCAUUUACGUUAUGAUCAAGGUCGUGAACAGACUUCAAAACGUUUACGUUAUGAUUAUAUGCCACCUGGUUCGGAAGAUUUUAUAACUGUUAUUCAUGAUUAUACUGAUAAUAUAACUUAUAUUAUUGAUCGUCAAGUUGGUACAUGUAAUAUUAAUCGUGGUGUAGAAAUUCCUGCUGUUAGUUCUCUUCGUGAUCCAAUACGAUUUUUUAUUAAACAUGAAGCUCAUUUUAUUUUUAAUCCACCUGAAAAAGCUUGGGAAUUUAAUGGAUUUCGAUCAUGUCGUGGUAAAGCUAUUAAAUGUGCAAUAUUAACAACAUCAGUAGACAAUUUUCCUGCUAUAGUUGAUCCGGACAUUGGUAUGGGAACAGGUGAAACAUGGGCAGCAACUAAUAUGGAAUAUGGUUGGUCAGUUCGUGCUCCAUUUUCUACUGCAACAUCUGAUCAACCUAAACAAUUUGAUUAUCCAGUAAGUUUAUAUUUAAAAAUGUAUCGAUUUCGUGAUCCAAGUAAUCCAUCACCAUUAAAUCUUGUCACUGAAGAUAUUGAAUAUGAAUUUUAUGAAAUGUCACAUGAAUCAAAGCCAUCUGAUUUCGAUAUAAGUACAUGUUAUCGCUCACUCGACUUGCCAUAUCUUCAUCUUGGUUUCGUUCUUAAACCAAGCAAUAAUAAUCCCGUAGAUAGCAAAUAUUUGAAUAGACGUGCUCUCGAAUUAAACUUGCGAUCUACUCUGGCAAAUAAAAUGCAGAUCAAAUGGACACGCAUAAGCAACGUUGAACUUGAUCACAUUCGAUUUGAUAAUAGUAUCUAUGUUCUAUUCACUCUUCUUGGUCCAGUACCCAUACCGAACAACGACGAAUCAUCGGUUGAAACAGCUAAAGUAGCUUUGGAAACGGCAAUUAACGCCGGUCAAUUCACAUUUGAUAUAACACUGUUAGACAAUGUUCAAUCACAAAUCGAAUUAAAAGCACAGCCAAAUUCUCUCAAAGUUUCUCAACAAUUUAUGUCGAUUCAUGCUAGUUGGGUAUACGCCAAUGUUUCCAAUUGUAAUGUUUCCAAUUGCGAAGUUCCUAAUGUCAAUAAUUCCAAUAACAAUGGUCAACGACUUAAACAAGAGAAAUACACUGCAGGAGCUAAAGCUGGUGGUAUUAUUGGUGGACUUAUUGUCGGUAUAGUUCUUGGCUUCGUCGUACUUGUUCUCAAUCGAUUCUUAAAUAAAAUCUCAACACCUACUAAUAGUCCUACAAUUAGCAGUGAUAUGAAAAAUAUAAUCAUUCGCGAUGGAAACUCGGCACCACCUUCAAAUGCACAAAAUUUGCAAAAUUCAGCUGAUACAUUUGACACUUGA
Rotaria sordida is the source of this 2280-nucleotide messenger RNA. The record is from the annotation of a GenBank genome assembly. Lineage: Eukaryota; Metazoa; Rotifera; Eurotatoria; Philodinida; Philodinidae.